AUAAAAGGUCACUUAAUAUGGGACAGAGAGUAUAUAAUUUUGAAGAUAUUGUAAGGGUUGUAUCACCACCGCCCACCGGAGACCUGAUCCGAUAAGGAAGCAGGUUAUUCAGCGCUGGCGUUGUAUUCCAAUAAGGAAGAUAAACCCCGGCCCGUAGCGCAACAGCUAGCAGAUCUUAACUAAUUCCAUAUAUACGGGGCCGGCCUCCUCGUGGAAACGAGAACACUCGUAGCACCCGGCCCGAGAGACGAGAGCCCAUGGCGCCGCCAUCCGCCGCCGCCGCCUCUUCGGCCAGUCACGAAGGCGAUUCGGUGGAAUCUGGCAACCUCCUCCGCCGCCGCAACGCCAGAAGCAAUGCCGACGCCGCCGAGGAGCAGGAGGAGGCGUCGGUGGAGCGCGCGUUCGCCGACAAGCCCGUGCCGACGUGGCGGGAGCAGCUGACGGUGCGCGCCUUCGUGGUGGGAUUCCUCGUCUCCAUCAUGUUCAGCGUCAUCGUCAUGAAGCUCAGCCUCACCACCGGCAUCAUCCCCUCGCUCAACGUCUCCGCCAGCCUCCUCGGCUUCUUCCUCGUCCGCCUCUGGACGUCGACCAUCGAGAAGAUGGGGCUCCUCAAGCAGCCCAUCACACGCCAGGAGAACACAGUCAUCCAGACCUGCGUCGUCUCUGCCUACGGCAUCGCCUUCACCGGUGGGUUUGGCAGUUUCCUGUUUGGUAUGAGCGGGAACAUCGCUAAGCAAGCAACAGAGGCCAACGAUGCUCUGAAUAUCAAGAAUCCCGAGCUCGGAUGGAUUAUGGGGUUUCUGUUCCUCGUCAGUUUCGUUGGGCUUUUUGCUCUGGUGCCCAUGAGAAAGACUAUGAUUGUGGACUACAAGCUGACAUACCCGAGUGGCACCGCGACUGCUUACCUUAUCAAUGGAUUCCACACACCGCAGGGUGCUGAGCUUGCAAAGAAGCAAGUUUGGACAUUGGGCAAGUUCUUCUCGUUUAGCUUCGUUUGGGCCUUCUUCCAGUGGUUCUACACUGCUGGGGAUAACUGCGGAUUCAGUUCCUUCCCAACACUUGGCCUUGAAGCUUUCAAGAACAGGUUCUAUUUUGAUUUCUCGGCUACCUAUGUUGGUGUUGGAAUGAUCUGCCCCUAUAUCGUGAAUGUAUCUCUUCUAAUUGGAGGCGUCGUCUCGUGGGGCUUAAUGUGGCCACUCAUAAGCACGAAGAAAGGAAGUUGGUACCCUGAAUCUCUUCCAGACAGUAGUCUACAUGGACUGCAGGCUUACAAGGUGUUCAUAACCAUAGCAGUAAUUCUUGGGGAUGGCCUGUAUAACUUCCUGAAGGUGUUCGGGAAAACAAUUAUAGCUCUCAUAGAAAUGCAUAAGAAGAAAAAUUCAAAGGCACUUCCUGUCUCUGACGAUGGUACUCCUGGCGCCACCGUGGAAGCUGAGUCUUUUGAUGACAAGCGCCGCACUGAACUAUUCCUGAAGGAUCAAAUUCCCAAGACAGUUGCAUUGGGCGGUUAUGUCGUCGUUGCAGCAAUAACGAUUAUUUGCCUCCCGCUAAUCAUCCCACAGCUCAAGUGGUACUACAUUUUGGUUGCCUAUAUCGUUGCACCUGUACUGGCCUUCUGCAAUGCCUAUGGAAGUGGUCUAACAGAUUGGUCCCUGGCCAGCACAUACGGUAAGCUUGGAAUCUUUGUGUUUGGCGCGUGGGCAGGUGCUUCGCAUGGUGGUGUGCUCGUAGGACUGGCUGCCUGCGGUGUCAUGAUGAACAUUGUGGGAACAGCUUCUGACCUGAUGCAAGACUUCAAAACUGGGUAUUUGACUUUAGCCUCACCAAGGUCCAUGUUCGUGAGCCAAGUGAUAGGCACAGCCAUGGGCUGUGUUAUUUCACCCUGUGUCUUCUGGCUGUUCUACAAGUCCUUCGAUAUUGGUGCAAGUGAUAGCGCUUACCCAGCACCUUAUAGCAUUAUGUACCGUAACAUGGCGAUCCUGGGCGUCGAUGGCUUGUCCGUCCUUCCAAAGCAUUGCCUCACUCUAUGCUACAUUUUCUUUGCUGCUGCAUUCGCCACCAAUCUCAUAAAAGACCUGGUACCCAAUAAGGUGUCGAAGUUCAUCCCGAUCCCCAUGGCAGUUGCGAUCCCUUUCUACCUUGGACCGUACUUUGCCAUUGAUAUGUCCAUUGGCAGCGUAAUACUCUUUUGCUGGGAAUGGAUGAACAAAGCUGAAGCUCAGGCGUUUGCACCAGCAGUUGCAUCUGGCUUGAUGUGUGGUGAUGGGAUCUGGGCCCUGCCCCAGGCUAUUCUUUCUCUUGCGAACGUGAAUCCUCCAAUUUGCAUGAAGUUCUUGUCGAGGGCUGCCAAUGCCAAAGUGGAUGCUUUCCUCGGGAACUAGUCAUAGCUGAUCAAAAAGUGUCAGGAUGUUUUCUUUUGAUGUCGAAUUGGUAGCUAGUCU
Messenger RNA from Brachypodium distachyon (stiff brome), 2441 nucleotides. RefSeq names its product probable metal-nicotianamine transporter YSL11. Gene Ontology annotation, cellular component: membrane. The transcript has 6 exons. NCBI's taxonomy places the organism in Eukaryota, Viridiplantae, Streptophyta, Magnoliopsida, Poales, Poaceae. The record is from RefSeq and is a predicted model, not a curated record. Gene Ontology annotation, molecular function: oligopeptide transmembrane transporter activity. Bases 258 to 2381 code for a protein of 707 amino acids.